GCGCAGGGGGCGGGCCCGCGGCGCGCCACCGGAGGAGGAAGUGGUGCGGUUGUUGCUCCCUCUGCACCCACUGCUGGCUCGCGGGGCGCGGAGAGGGGCAACUACCACCGCCGCCGCUCUGGCUCCCUCCUUACUACUGUUUCCCUCCAUGUGCUCCGGCGCCGUCUCUCCCCUUCCUCAGGCCGCCGCUUACCCCGGGGUCUAUGGAAGUAAUGGAAGGACCCCUCAACCUGGCUCAUCAACAGAGCAGAAGAGCAGAUCGCUUAUUAGCCGCAGGGAAAUACGAAGAGGCUAUUUCUUGUCACAAGAAGGCUUCAGCAUAUCUUUCCGAAGCCAUGAAGCUCACACAGUCUGAGCAGGCUCAUCUGUCACUGGAAUUGCAAAGGGACAGCCACAUGAAACAGCUCCUCCUCAUCCAGGAGAGGUGGAAAAGGGCCAAGCGGGAGGAGAGGCUGAGAGCCCAGCAGAGCACAGACAGGGAUGCAGCCGCCCAGCUUCAGGCACCGCACAGACCCACUUCUGAGGACGCAGAGGGCCAGAACCCCCUUCUCUCUGAGAAAUACAGCCCUUCCACGGAGAAACAUCUGCCUGAAAUCCAGGGGGUCUUUGAC
Suricata suricatta (meerkat) is the source of this 611-nucleotide messenger RNA. RefSeq names its product nuclear receptor binding factor 2 (gene NRBF2). The transcript has 4 exons. The record is from RefSeq and is a predicted model, not a curated record. NCBI's taxonomy places the organism in Eukaryota, Metazoa, Chordata, Mammalia, Carnivora, Herpestidae. Gene Ontology annotation, biological process: autophagy. The annotation marks the transcript as partial.